AUGGAGGUCGAUACGAUUGACGAGCCCAUCCCCAAGGUGCGCGAAAAUGGCGCCCUUGUCGUGGAAAAGCCCCGAAUGGAGCUCAUGCCCAAGCACGAAAGGCAACAGCUUCGUCGGAUACGAGAAGCAAACAAGGCCUACGGUCGGGGCAAGAAGAUCAACACCAAGAACAUCAAGGACAAGAAGCUGCGAAGUAACAUGAAGCGACUAGAGGGGAAAUACCAAGAUGCCGCAAUAAGAGCCAAGGAUGCCGAGAUCCUUCUUGAGAACACAAGUGGUUUUCUUGAAACCGAAGGCGAGAUGGAACGCACCUUCAAGGUCCGCCAAGAAGACAUCGUUUCCGAUAUUGGCGUCGCGACGGCACAAAAACGCUUCGACUUGAAGCUCGACGCUCUCGGUCCUUAUAUCUGCGACUACACGAGGAACGGAAGAGAGCUGCUGCUUGCUGGGCGCAAGGGUCAUGUUGCGACUAUGGACUGGAGGGAGGGUAAACUUGGCUGCGAGCUGCAGUUGGGCGAGACUAUUCGCGACGUCAAGUGGCUGCAUAAUAAUCAGUACUUUGCCGUUGCGCAAAAGAAGUAUGUCUAUAUUUACGACAGGAAUGGCGUGGAGCUACAUAAUUUGCGGAAGCACAAUGAGGUUACGCACAUGGAGUUUCUGCCAUACCACUUUCUCCUGGCAACAAUUGGAGCCGGCGGUGUAAUCAAAUAUCAAGACACAUCAGUCGGCCAACUCGUCGCCGAAAUGCCCACAAAACUAGGACAACCAGUAUCCAUGGCGCACAACCCCUACAAUGCCAUCCUCCACGUCGGACACCAAAACGGCACCGUCACACUAUGGUCACCCAAUUCACAAGAACCCCUCGUCAAACUACUAGCGCACCGCGGCCCCGUGCGAUCGCUAGCCAUGGACAGAGAAGGCCGCUACAUGGUGUCAACAGGGCAAGAUCUCAAGAUGGCCGUAUGGGAUAUACGAAUGUUCCGAGAAGUCAACAACUACUACACCCGCCAGCCCGCCUCAUCAGUAGCCAUCUCCGACACUGGCCUCACAGCCGUUGGAUGGGGCACCCAAACCACCAUCUGGAAAGACCUUUUCAACAAGCACAACACCGUGCAGGAGAAAGUAAAAGCCCCCUAUAUGACAUGGGGCGGCGAAGGCAAGCGCAUCGAGCGCGUCCGAUGGUGUCCAUUCGAAGAUAUUCUCGGCGUAACUCACGACCAGGGCUUCUCGUCGCUCAUCAUCCCCGGCGCAGGCGAGGCCAACUUUGACGCUCUGGAAGCGAACCCCUUCGAGACGGCCAAGCAGCGGCAGGAAUCCGAAGUCAAGGGUCUGCUGAACAAGCUUUCGCCUGAGAUGAUUGCCCUGGAUCCCAACUUCAUUGGCAACCUGGAUCUGCGGUCCGACGCGCAGCGAAAGGCAGACAAGGACUUGGACGCUCCGGCGGCAGAUGUAGCAGAGGAGAUCAGGAAGAGGGCUCGAGGCAAGAAUGGCGCGCUGAAGAAGUACCUGCGCAAGCAGAGGAAGAAGAACGUCAUCGACGAGAAGAGGAUGCGGGUGGACGAGCUAUGGAACGAGCAGCAGAAAUUGAAGGACAAGAAGAGACAGGAGGUGGAGGCGGACUUGGGACCAGCACUGUCAAGAUUUGUCAGGAAGGAUUGA
Molecule: messenger RNA, 1659 nt
Organism: Pochonia chlamydosporia 170
Lineage: Eukaryota; Fungi; Ascomycota; Sordariomycetes; Hypocreales; Clavicipitaceae
Product: small nucleolar ribonucleoprotein complex subunit
Exons: 2
Coding region: 1-1659 (552 amino acids)
Biological process (GO): maturation of SSU-rRNA from tricistronic rRNA transcript (SSU-rRNA, 5.8S rRNA, LSU-rRNA)
Cellular component (GO): 90S preribosome; small-subunit processome; nucleolus
Molecular function (GO): protein binding
Source: RefSeq, a predicted model, not a curated record